AUGAAUAAUUGCGGCGAGUCUUGCACCGACAAAAAAUUCUUGGAAAAGAAGAGCAACACUGAUCCGGAUGCCACAGCUUCCAUUGGCGUCAUGUCCGAAGGAACGGAUGUCAUAAGAGAUAAUCCGGAAAUGCAGAAGAUCAUCGCGGGAGAUGCCCACUUCCAUCGCCUAGGAUGGAAACGUCUGACGAUAAUCCUAAUCAUCAACGCAAUCGCUUUAGGUAGUCUUAGCUUGCCUGCUGCUUUCGCAUCCCUCGGCAUGGUUGCAGGUGUCCUUGUCUGUGUCGGUAUCGGGUUUAUUGCAAUCUAUACAAGUCUCGUCAUUGGCAAGGUGAAACUCAAAUUUCCAGCAGUUGCACACUAUGUUGACAUUGGACGCCUCAUGAUGGGUGGAUUUGGAGCUAUACUCGUCGGCUUUAUGUUUGUUACCGGCGCGAUACUUGUUAUUGGAUCGCACUGCUUGACUGGCGCCAUUGCCCUUGCCACUAUUACGCAGAGUAGUAUCUGCUCAGUGGUGUUUUCUGUUAUCUCGGCUAUUUUGCUGUUAUUACUGGCCAUUCCACCUUCAUUCGCCGAGCUUGCCUUUCUAGCCUAUAUUGAUUUCGCCUCGAUUAUUCUGGCUAUCGGUGUCACAAUUAUUGCUACUGGUAUUCAAAGAGGAUCUAUGGAUGCCGAUACCGCAAAUGAAUGGUCCGCCUGGCCAAAGCCAAACCUCACUAUCAGUGAAGCAUUUGUCUCAGUGAGCAGUAUUAUCUUUUCAUAUUCAUUUGCAGUUGCACAGCCGUCUGUGAUGCACGAAAUGCAUACACCAAAAGAUUUCAAGAAAGCCAUUUGGGCAUUAGGACUGACAGAAAUUGUGGUUUACACCCUAACGGGCGCUAUUAUCUAUUGGAAUGUCGGUCAGUAUGUUCAAUCGCCAGCACUUCUGUCUGGUGGAGCAACCAUAUCCCGAAUCGUUUUCGGAAUUGCCUUGCCAGUCAUUUUCAUCUCGGGGUCUAUUAGUACAACUGUGCUUUGUCGUUAUAUACAUGGCCAUAUCUACAAAGACAGUGUAGUGCAGUAUAUCAACACUAAAAAGGGAUGGGCGACAUGGCUUGGAGCUGUCACUAUUAUUACUCUCGCAGCAUGGCUUAUCGCUGAACUUAUCCCUUUCUUCUCGGAGUUACUGUCCCUGGUUGGAGCACUCUUUAUUUCUGGUUUUUCUUUCUAUCUCCCACCUGUUAUGUGGUUUGUUCUCCUCAAAGAAGGCUCUUGGUACGAUCGUGAAAACAUCCAAAGCGCUGUUUGCAACGGCAUCGUAUUCCUUAUCGGUAUCACUGUACUUGGAUGCGGUACCUACGCGAGUAUUGUUGGAAUGAUCCAGAAGUUUGACUCAGGCUCUGUUGGGAGACCAUUUUCAUGUUCCAGCCAAUAG
Penicillium cosmopolitanum is the source of this 1413-nucleotide messenger RNA. RefSeq names its product transmembrane amino acid transporter protein-domain-containing protein. Gene Ontology annotation, biological process: amino acid transmembrane transport. The transcript has 2 exons. Gene Ontology annotation, cellular component: vacuolar membrane. The coding region runs from base 1 to 1413 and encodes 470 amino acids. Gene Ontology annotation, molecular function: amino acid transmembrane transporter activity. Lineage: Eukaryota; Fungi; Ascomycota; Eurotiomycetes; Eurotiales; Aspergillaceae. The record is from RefSeq and is a predicted model, not a curated record.